This is a messenger RNA of Thalassophryne amazonica, 5647 nucleotides long. It is a transcript of the gene clasp2, whose product is annotated as cytoplasmic linker associated protein 2. Bases 799 to 5475 code for a protein of 1558 amino acids. Gene Ontology annotation, cellular component: cytoplasmic microtubule; spindle microtubule; mitotic spindle. The transcript has 46 exons. The record is from RefSeq and is a predicted model, not a curated record. NCBI's taxonomy places the organism in Eukaryota, Metazoa, Chordata, Actinopteri, Batrachoidiformes, Batrachoididae. Gene Ontology annotation, molecular function: microtubule binding. Gene Ontology annotation, biological process: mitotic spindle assembly.
CCAGUAACGACUAAAAUAUCAGUUUUCUCGAUCAUGUAAAUUUUUUAAAAAACUUUUACAGCCAGAUAAUGUGAUACUUUACAUCAGGCAUUGUGCUCGCUAGCUGUGCGGUGCCCAAAGACCCGCCGGCCUGAUCGUGGUUCGGUGGCGCCUCCUGGUGAACUGUAGCCCGGAUAGCACGUCAGCUUUCACCGCCCCUCAGAGGCUUUGGCAGCGGUGGCGGUUGUUCCUUGUCGAAGAGAAACUAAUCAACGAGGAACUAACGUGGAACAAUACUUUUUGAAGUUUGGGGCAACUUUAACGCUGAAUGGACUCUCCAGGCCGAGGAGUGCAACCAGGCGUCCGGCCUGUGGGUCGCUAAUGCUAGCUAGCCGAGCUAGUUUACGUUUGUUUGUGUCACGGUGCUAACUAGCUCGGUGCUAGUUCGGAUUGCUUUAUAACCGGCCUUGAGCUUGUUUUGAUGCGGGUCCACCAAAGGAAGCCACAGGUAUCCAGUCCGUUUUACGUUUCCCUGAACUUUCUCCCAAGUUGUACGUUUCUUGGCCAAAAUAGUAAACAGAAGCUAACAAGCUAGGUCAUUGCACUAUAAAGUUUUGAUUUGGAUAGAGGAAUGGUUAGAUACGUGUUAUGAGUCGUUGUGUAUUCAAGAUCAGGUACCCAUUAGUAGUAGUACGUAAGACCGUUAAGUCAGUUUGCCCUGGCACGGGACUGCAGUAACGUUUUCGCCGGUGUUUCAAGCUUCAUCCUCUACGACUCCUGUCACCUCUCUGCGGCUGGCCACACGGCACCGAGUGCCUAAUGGAAGAACAUGACAACAUGGACUAUUUUUACCAGCAAGUACUGCAGAAAGAUGUUACACGGCGGUUGCAGGUCGGACAGGACCUCGUCGAAUAUAUUAACGACCCGGGCCGCUCCCCCGACGUGGAGCUGGACAAACCCCGGCUGGAUAAGACCAUCGAUGAGCUAACAGGCUGGGUGAACUCCAGCAAUUUCAAGGUGGCGCUGUUGGGGAUAGACAUUUGUGGUGCAUUUGUUAAUCGCUUGGAAGAUCGGUUCAGAGGAUACCUGGGAACAGUUUUGCCAGCCCUGGUAGACAGACUAGGAGAUGGAAAGGACCAGGUCAGGGAGAAUAGUCAAAUUCUUAUACUUCAAUGCAUGGAACAAACUGCCUCGCCAAUGUAUAUUUGGGAAAGGUUGCUCCCUGGUUUCAAACACAAGAACUUCCGCUGUCGAGAAGGUGUCUGCCUCUGUCUUAGUGCCACACUAAAUAUGUUCGGAGCCCAGUCAUUGAGCCUUAGCAAGAUAGUUCCUCAUCUGUGCUCUCUGACUGGAGAUCAAUACCCACAGGUACGCGAGGCCUCCCUAACAACGUUGGUAGACGUCUAUCGGCACGUUGGCGAGAAAGUCCGAGCAGACCUGGGAAAGAGGGGACUACCCGCUGCACGAUUACAGACGAUAUUUGCUCGUUUUGAUGAAGCCUUGAAUUCAGGCAACAUGGCUCUUAGCCCCAGUCACGAUCGUAGUUUUGACGAUGAUGACAGCGUGGAUGGGAGCCGCUCAUCCUCAGCCCAGGCCUCGUUCAAGGUCCCAAAAGUUCCCAAGAAAUCUGGAGACUCCUCCGCUGCACGUAGGCCCAGUGGUACCAGUGGGAAGCUAGUCUCCAAGGAAGGUGCAGGGGCAGUUGAUGAAGAUGACUUCACGAAAGCGUUCACAGACGUUCCUACUGUUCAGAUCUACUCAACAAGGGACCUUGAGGACAACUUGAAUAAGAUCCGUGAAGUUUGUUCCGAUGACAAACAUGACUGGGACCAAAGAGCCAAUGCUCUUAAAAAGAUCCGCUCGUUGUUGGUAGCGGGUGCAGCCAACUACGACUGCUUCUACCAGCACCUACGGCUGCUUGACGGAGCCUUCAAAUUAUCGGCUAAAGAUCUGCGCUCCCAGGUGGUCCGAGAGGCCUGCAUCACUGUGGCCCACCUCUCGUCUGUGUUGGGAAACAAGUUUGACCAUGGAGCAGAAGCGAUAGUCCCUGUUCUCUUUAACCUCAUCCCAAACUGUGCCAAAGUUAUGGCCACCUCCGGUGUGUCGGCUAUCCGGAUCAUUAUACGGCACACCCAUGUCCCGAGGCUCAUCCCUUUGAUAACCAGUAACUGCACAUCCAAGUCUGUGGCUGUUAGGAGGCGCUGUUAUGAUUUCUUGGACCUUCUGCUCCAGGAAUGGCAAACCCACUCACUAGAGAGGCACACUGCGGUUCUGGUUGACAGCAUCAAGAAAGGAAUUCGAGAUGCUGACUCAGAGGCCAGAGUGGAGGCCCGCAAAGCCUACUGGGGUCUAAGAAACCACUUUCCAGCAGAAGCAGAUGCUCUGUACAACUCUUUAGAAUCGUCCUAUCAGAGGACCCUUCAGUCCUGCUUGAAGAGCUCUGGUAGCGUGGCCUCGCUUCCCCAAAGUGACCGUUCAUCAUCCUCAUCCCAAGAGAGCCUCAAUCGGCCUCUGACAUCUAAAUGGCCGACAGGUCCAGGCCGAGUCCCUGUGGGUUCAAAGGGUGGGUUAUCGUCAGCCUCCCUGCAGCGUUCCCGUAGCGACGUGGAUGUAAAUGCUGCAGCAAUUGCUAAGCAACGACACGCGGGACAGGCCAGGGGUUCGGGACGACAGCAUCCUGGUUCCUACUCCUCAUUGGAUGAUGCCUCUGAUAAAACGGAUGGGACCAGGUCAGACAAUGGCCGCGUACAUACAAAGCAGCCCUUGUCCACUGCCAGCAACGUGUCCAGCCAAGUGGACUCACGAGGACGCAGUCGCACAAAGAUGGUAUCCCAGUCACAACGUUCCGACGAAUCCGAUUGCACACCAGGAUCUCAGUCUGCUACCCCUGUUAGUGCCGGCAGCCGGAGCGGCUCCCCAGGUCGUGUAUUGACAACUACAGCUCUCAGCACUAUGAGCUCGGGGGCCCACAGAGUGUUCUCUGGAACCGGCGGCGAAGGACCCAGACGUAGUCGCAUCCCCCGCAGCCAGGGCUGCUCCAGAGACUCCUCCCCCACCCGUCUGUCUGUCGCUCCUUCCAGCAUUAGUUCCAUCUACAAUGGAGCGAGCAGAGGAGCUCGGGGCAGUCGUAUUCCUCGUCCCAGUAUGAGUCAGGGCUGCAGCAGAGAAGCCAGCAGGGAGAGCAGCCGGGACACCAGCCCCGUACGCUCCUUCACACCGCUCGCAACGCGGAGCUACUCUCGCUCCACGGGAGCUCUCCACACACCUGAUGCUUUUGGGGCUGCAGGAUCAGGGUUCGGCAUCAGUCAGUCCAAUCGUCUUUCAUCAUCAGUCAGUGCCAUGAGGGUCCUCAACACUGGCUCAGAUGUAGAAGAAGCGCUUGCAGAUGCACUGCUGUUGGGAGACAUGCGGUCUAAGAAGAAACCUGCACGGCGGCGGUACGAGAACUAUAGCAUGUACUCUGACGACGAUGCAAAUAGUGAUGCAUCCAGCGCCUGUUCAGAAAGGUCCUACAGCUCCAGAAAUGGAGGCGCGAUCCCAACAUACAUGAGGCAGACAGAAGAUGUAGCUGAGGUACUGAACCGCUGUGCCAGUGCCAAUUGGUCUGAGAGGAAAGAGGGGCUUUUGGGCUUACAGGCUCUGCUCAAGAACCAACGCACCUUGAGUCGGGUCGAGUUGAAGAGACUGUGUGAAAUCUUCACCAGGAUGUUUGCAGAUCCUCACAGUAAGCGAGACUGCAGCAGGGUGUACGGCACGGCAGAAUCCGGUAUAAGCUCAGCCUCCUUCAAGAGAGUGUUCAGUAUGUUCCUGGAGACUUUGGUAGAUUUCAUCCAGGUGCAUAAGGACGACCUGCAGGAUUGGCUGUUUGUCUUGCUCACCCAGCUGCUGAAGAAGAUGGGAGCUGACCUGUUAGGUUCUGUACAGACCAAAGUUCAGAGAGCCUUGGAUGUCACACGCGUCUGUUUUCCAAAUGAUCUGCAGUUUACCAUUCUCAUGAGGUUCACUGUGGACCAGACACAGACUCCCAACCUUAAGGUGAAGGUGGCCAUUCUGAAGUAUAUAGAGACGCUGACGUUACAGAUGGAGCCACCAGAUUUUGUGAACUCAAGCGAGACUCGCUUGGCCGUGUCACGCAUCAUCACCUGGACAACUGAACCCAAGAGCCCCGAUGUCAGGAAGGCAGCCCAGUCGGUGUUAAUCGCACUCUUCCAACUCAACACUCCAGAGUUCACUAUGCUGCUGGCAGCUCUUCCCAAAACCUUUCAGGAUGGAGCCACCAAGCUUCUCCAAAACCAUCUGAAGAACACGGGCAAUGCACAGGCACAAAUGGGCAGCCCUCUGACACGCCACACCCCUCGAUCUCCAGCCAGCUGGUCCAGCCCACUCACUUCCCCAACCAACACCUCGCAGAACACACCCUCACCAAGUGCAUUUGACUACGACACAGAGAACAUGAACUCAGAAGACCUCUACAGUUCACUGAAAGGUGUCUCAGAGGAAAUUCAGAACUUCAGUGUUCGUAGUCAGGAAGACAUGAAUGAACUGGUCCAACGGCGGGAUGGAGAAGAGGGAGGCAGCGGUUCAGACAGCCGAGUGUCAGACAUAGUGGAUUGCGGCCGCAUGGCUCUGGACAACAAGACUUCACUCCUAAACACCCCGCUGCUCUCCUCCAGUCCUCGAGGGGCCCGUGAGCACUUCAGCGACUCUCCUUUCAAACACAGCCUCAAAGACACCAGCCUGGACGACUCGAGCAAACAUCUCACUGAUGCAGAUAGCAGCCUGGACCAAUCAGAGAUGGUAGCUGAAUUGCUGAAAGAGUUGUCCAAUCACAACGAGCGCAUAGAGGAGAGGAAAGCAGCUCUUUGUGACCUGCUGAAGCUGAUUCGUGAGAACACCCUGCAGGUGUGGGAUGAACAUUUCAAGACUGUCCUGCUGCUGCUGCUUGAGACAUUGCGUGACAGAGAGCAUGGGAUCCGGACUCUUGCCCUGCGGGUGCUGAGAGAAAUUCUCAGCAAGCAGCCCUGGAGGUUCAAGAACUAUGCAGAGCUCACCAUCAUUAGAGCUCUGGAAGCACACAAAGAUCCCCACAAGGAGGUGGUACGAGCAGCAGAGGAGACGGCAGCCAUGCUGGCAUUGUCCAUCAGUCCGGAUCAGUGUAUAAAAGUUUUAUGUCCCAUCAUACAGUCAGCAGACUACCCAAUGAACCUGGCUGCCAUCAAGAUGCAGACGAAGGUGAUUGAAAGGAUUCCUCGUGACAGCCUCAUAAAUGUGCUGCCUGAGAUUGUGCCAGGACUCAUACAGGGUUAUGACAACUCUGAAAGCAGUGUGAGGAAAGCCUGUGUGUUCUGCUUGGUGGCAAUCCAUGCAGUGAUAGGAGAUGACCUCAAACCACACCUCAGUCAACUCUCCAGCAGCAAGCUGAAGCUGUUGAAUCUUUACAUCAAGCGUGCCCAGUCUGGCUCCAGCGGCAGCGAACCCCCAACUGAGAGCCUAUAGGAGAUAAUGGCGCCCUCUCACAGGGCAAACAAUGAAUUGCAACUCUGAAUCAUGCACAGCUCACACACAAGCUGAGAACAAAAACCCUGAUCCCAACAUUUUUAUCAAACUGGGCAAAUGGCAUUCAUCCACAAAGACAUACAUAUGCACUCAGUCGUGCUGAUGUACAGAC